Molecule: messenger RNA, 3955 nt
Organism: Manduca sexta (tobacco hornworm)
Lineage: Eukaryota; Metazoa; Arthropoda; Insecta; Lepidoptera; Sphingidae
Product: probable glutamate receptor
Exons: 9
Coding region: 25-1839 (604 amino acids)
Cellular component (GO): membrane
Molecular function (GO): glutamate-gated receptor activity
Source: RefSeq, a predicted model, not a curated record
AGUGUAACUGUUAGUACGAGCAUUAUGACGUUAACGCCAGCACAGUUUUUUUCGCCUUUAGAAUUACUAUUGCACAAUCUAGUUGUACAGUAUUUAUCUGAUUCAUAUUGCGUGAGCGUCGUUUCCGAAACUCCUUUAAAUUUUGUCUUUUUACCAAGUUUUACAUACAUAAACCCGAAUGAUACAGAUGAUAAUAACUUAGUAGAAAAGUUGUUAAAGGUAUCAGAAGAAGGAUGUUCAGAUUAUAUUGUAAGAUUUCAAAACCCUCAAAAUUUUAUGAAUGCUUUUGAGAAGGUCAAUCACCUCGGAAAAGUGAGGAGGAGUGAUAGAAAACUAAUAUUUUUAUCCAUUCCUGAUGUAAAUUACAGAAACCAAGCUUUGGAAAUGUUAUCAAAAGUUGAAUGCAGUUUUGUUGCAAAUAUUUUGCUAGUUUUGACAAGUGAUGAAAAUCAGUGCGGCGAGUCUUUUGAUUUCGUAACCCACAAAUAUGUUGGGCCAGAUUCGGAAGUUAACGAACCGUUACUUCUUGAUCAUUGGAAUGCCUGUACGCAACAAUUUGAUCGAAAAGCUAACUUAUUCCCUCAUGACAUGACUAACAUGAAGGGUAAAACUUUAAAAGUGAGCUGUUUCACUUACAAACCUUAUGUUUUACUAGACCUAGAUCCUGCUGUGGCGCCGCUUGGAAGAGAUGGGAUGGAAUUGAGAAUUGUAGAGGAAUUUUGUAGGUGGAUAAAUUGUAAUGUUGUCAUUAUUAACGAAGAUAAAGAUCAAUGGGGCGAAAUAUACGAAAAUCAAACAGGCAUAGGGAUAAUUGGCAGUGUAGUAGAAGAUCGGGCCGACAUGGGUAUUACCGCUCUUUAUUCUUGGUAUGAGGAAUGGCAAGCUAUGGACUUUUCUAUUUCUUGUAUAAGAACUGCUAUAACGUGCUUGGCACCAGCUCCGAGAAUACUGGCAAGUUGGGAAAUGCCCUUGUUGCCUUUCAGCAAACUCAUGUGGCUGGCAGUUGUCAUUACAUUCAUUUAUGCUGCAAUUGGUCUUUUGAUGGCACAGAAGUGGUCCUCUAAUAAAGCUUUACUAAUUGUGUUUGGAAUAUUAAUUUCCCAAUCACAACAUAAAAUCGGUGACUCGUGGCGAGUCCGUAGCGUUAUUGGGUGGUUGCUUGUGGCAGGAAUGAUAUUAGUGAACGCAUACGGUGCCGGGCUGGCAUCCACGUUUACCGUUCCGAAGUACGAAAGUUCAAUCGAUACAGUCCAAGACAUUGUGGACAGGAAUAUGGAGUGGGGUGCAACACACGAUGCAUGGAUAUUCUCGCUGACUCUAUCUCCCGAGCCAUUAGUCAAAAAAUUAGUGAGCCAAUUUAGGAUCCAUUCCUUUGAAGAACUAAAAAAGAAAAGUUUUACUAGAAGUAUGGCGUUCAGUAUUGAAAAAUUACCGGCAGGUUAUUUUGCAAUAGGUGAGUACAUUACUAAAGAUGCAGUGUUGGACAUGCAACUGAUGUUAGAAGACUUUUAUUACGAACAGUGCGUAAUAAUGAUGCGCAAAAGUUCACCUUAUACAGAAAAAAUAAGCCAGUUAGUUGGAAGACUGCAUGAAUCUGGACUUAUGUUAGCUUGGGAAACACAGGUUGCAUUGAAAUAUUUGGAUUACAAAGUUCAAGUAGAAGUGAAACUAUCUCGGUCUAAAAAUGACGUUAGCGUUACAGAAGCUUUGAAUAUAAAACUUGUUGAGGGCGUUUUCAUCUUAUACUUAAUUGGGGUAAUCAGUGCAGUAAUUCUAUUUAUUGGGGAAGUUUUGAUGGAGUAUUACAAAAGUCGCGUUCACGCUGUCAUAGAAAUAUGAAAUAACUACUAAUACAAUAAAAUAUGCUGUAGCUGAUCAACAAAUAAUUACGUAUUUCACAUCACUUUCACUAUGUUAUAUAAGUAGAUUUACUUUUUCACAUAUAAUAAAUUAAGUACUUAUAUUUCGUUUUGUUGUUUUAUUAUAGUUAGCAGACGUCAGCUAUCUUACUUAUUUUUCUUAGACAUGUCUCGAAAGUAUUUCGAACUGAAUAGCCUGUAUCCCCAUUUGAGUAAAAUCCUACAAUAUUUCAUUAUCUCCGUAAUGUCAGAGGCUGGUUGAGGUUGAGGCUGUUUUUUACCUUUGUAUGGAGAUAAUCAUUUAGGGAUCUAAGCACGCAUGGGGGCAAGCCGCUUUACACAGCCGUCUACCGUAAACUAGUUAAAUAAUGCUUAAAAUCUUAAUUUGAGAUAAUUCCCGAUGUCCCAAACACCGUGGUAUGUGUAUUUCACAUACCAGUUUAAAGUCGGCAUCGGUACCAUAAUUAUUUCGGUAUUGUGAUAUUUACACUUUAUAUGUAAGUACUGGAAAAUACUUAACACCAUACGACUUACUAGCUUGCUUAUCGGUUUAGAUGGUACUCUCAAACUAUAUUACAGGUUUUAUUGUGGAGAGAGCAAUAAGCUCUCAAUAUUUUACUGAUUAUAUGCUCCAUUUACGCUUUACUAACAAACGAUAUUGAUCGGUGUUUUAGCGACACGCUGCCACUCUGUUUCUUACUUUAAGACUCAUUUGAUAGAAGACUCAUAGAGAUGAAAAAGGAUAGAUUUUUUUUUAGGUGACGCCCUUAGAGUUGUCGUUACGUUUACUUUGUAAUUCUAAGCUCUGGAUGACAUCGAAGAACUUACCCUCGGACGAGCUACUUGCUCAUUCCGUUAGUCAGAAGGUGUCUGUUUUAACACUUUAAGUAGUUAGCAGAUAGCAAUGAAUUUAUGAAUUUUUAUUGUUUACUGUUAUCUUUGUACUGUUAUUGAUUGAUUACACUUAUCAAAACAUUGCACCGCCCCUGGGCUGUCCGUAAUGACGACAAAAAAAAACAUUAAUAAACCUUCGUAUAUGACUUUUUCCUUUCAGCCUACAUUUAAAACAUUAAUAUUGCACGUUGAACGCUAUCGUUUGAAGUGCUUCAUGACUAGGUAAUAUUUAAGGGUAAAGUAUACGUUUUAUUUAUUACUUUCAAUAUAUUACUGUAACUGUGGCCAAUGCCAGAGAGUAGAGCAAACUCUACCUGAUUUUUGAAAGAUGUAAGUAUUCCGUAUAUUUUACAACCAUUAAUUUAACUUGCAGUGUUUGUAUGUCCGGGUAAAAUCUUGCAACUUAAUUUUAAAGCAGUUAUCCUCAACCGAUUGCGAUGAAAUUUUAAAUACACGUUUAGUUUGAAUGACAAUGCUUUGUGACGUCAUUCUAAAUUUAAGAUGGCGGACUAAUAAUUAUAUUUUACGCAAGCCUACAUGUAAUAUGAAGGGUUAGACUUAACGGGAUCGUGUUUUGACUAAAAUCAACCUAUAACCUAGGCAAAUUCUCACACAUAAAUUUGUUGGCUCUGAUUCAGAAAUUGAUGAAUCCCUAUUUCUCGAUAAUUGGAACUCUUGUACACAAAAGUUUGAUAAAAAUGUGAAUUUAUUUCCUCAUGAUAUUUUUUAACAAUUACUUAGUGAAUUGUUAAAAAAAACUAUGUAAGGUGUAUGUUUUGUUGGCUGUUCAAAUAAAUAAAUAAAUGAUAUGAUGAAUCUAAAAGGUAAAAUGUAAUAGUAAGCGGUUUUACGUGUAGGCCAUAUGUGAUACUAGAUUUUGAUCCUAAGCUGGUACUUAAAUCUAAUGACAGUGAUGUAAAUAGUCCUGACACCUUAAUAAGUACCUAUAAGUGUAAGUCUUUGGACGAGAAUAUCAGGGGCUACAAGCAUUUUAAGCUACCACAAAACUUAGAUUCUAAUUAAGUAUUUGAAUUUGACAACACAAGCAGUUGACGAGAAUCAAACUUGCGGACAUAGUCUUUACAGCCAGCUAGGGAUGUCGAUCUUUUAUACUGUUUACUUUUUUAUUCUAAAAACGUAUAUAAAGUACUUACUGUUUUCAUCGUUAAUGCUAUUAAUGUAGUCUUUCAUGAUUAAAACGA